CCUACUCCUGCUCCCCUGGCGAAGUCUCAGCACCAUCCGCCUGCUUAUCUCUGCGAACAGCCCUCCUGCGUGCACCGCCCUUCCUUUCCUGGGUGCACAACAUCCAAGAGUUUAAAAUAAAAAGGCACGUACACACCACUUGGCAGCGGGGUUAUAACAGUUGAUGGCACGGCUCCUUCUCGGCAAUAGCCGGGGGAAGGAGGCAGGGCUGUUGCUGGUUGCCGAUCAUGGGCUGCUGCCCAAUGGGGGUGGGCGCAGGGAGCGUGCUAUGCGUCGUGGCGUCAUGUCGGCUGUGCCUAGGGCAGAUGGGAGAGGAAGGGGCUGAGAUGGUCAUGGCUUCGUCUGUCGUGAGGGCUACGGUGCGGGCCACCCCAUCGGCUGCUCAGAAGAUAAAACACCUUCUUAAAGAUAAACCUGAGCAUGUAGGUGUGAAAGUAGGUGUUCGUACAAGAGGAUGCAAUGGACUUUCUUACACACUAGAAUAUACAAAGUCAAAGGGAGACUCUGAUGAAGAUGUAGUUCAAGAUGGGAUUAGAAUCUUUAUUGAGAAGAAAGCACAGCUGACACUUCUAAGAACUGAAAUGGACUAUGUGGAAGACAAACUGUUCAGUGAAUUUGUCUUCAGUAAUCCAAACAUCAAAGGAACAUGUGGCUGUGGAGAAAGCUUUAACGUUUGAAAUUUCAGGAUGACUACUUUGACUUUGAAAGCCACAAAACACUUGCUGAAUAUGUGGCUUUCAAAAGCAAGUGCAUUUUCUUCAGGUACUUAGGCUGUGCAGAGUGUGGAUGCUAUUAAGGAAAAUAAGGUUAAUUAAUUUUGAAAAUUUAAAUUGUGUGUUAAAUCCCUGCACUGAUGUUUUUACACUGCAACUUGUGAUUAAUUGGAACCCAGAAGGUAAGAACAUUAAGUGGUGUGGCACUUCUGUGUGUUCAUGUACCGUGGAAAUAAAGUCUCGCUUUUUUUUUCCUUUGCCA
Falco peregrinus (peregrine falcon) is the source of this 975-nucleotide messenger RNA. Its product is annotated as iron-sulfur cluster assembly 1 homolog, mitochondrial-like. Gene Ontology annotation, molecular function: 2 iron, 2 sulfur cluster binding. Gene Ontology annotation, cellular component: cytoplasm; mitochondrion. The record is from RefSeq and is a predicted model, not a curated record. Lineage: Eukaryota; Metazoa; Chordata; Aves; Falconiformes; Falconidae. The transcript is spliced from 4 exons. The coding region runs from base 228 to 677 and encodes 149 amino acids. Gene Ontology annotation, biological process: iron-sulfur cluster assembly.